UCGAAGAAUAGGAAGUGAGUGACACAGAGAGAGAGCGCAGAAACAGGGGCUUUCGUAAUAUCCACUCCCUCCCUAUCCUCUGUUUCUCUGAGAUUUUGAAAUUAGGGCUUUUGGCAAUUCGUUUUUAAUCGUUAUUCUUCUUCGUCGUCCAUGAACUCCAUGGGUUCUGAUUCAGUCUCCGUUGCGGUCCCCAGAGACCACAGCAAGAAAAACAGGACCAACAAGAAACUGAAGCAGUGCAAGCUCGAUGUUCGACGCGAGCAAUGGCUUUCUCAAGUCAAGAGCAAGGGAUGCAAGGUGGAUUCAAAUGGGAGGGGUGAGUCUCACCCAUCACACACACAAAUACCCAAUUUGCAGAGUGGAUCACUGGACAAUUUGGAAAUAAGGUCAAGAGGAGAGGAGAAUGAGGGGCAGGGCUCCAGCAUCCAUAACAGUGAGUUGGAGUCCCUGAUGAACAUCCCAAUUGGAAGCAGUUUGGAUCACAAUGACUCAAGUAAGGGUCUUAGUGGGAGCAGCAGCAGCAGUAGCACGAGCAGUGGUUGUUGCUCUGGAACUUUCAGCGAGGAAGAAGAGGAUGAUGGGUGCCUGGAUGACUGGGAGGCUGUUGCAGAUGCUUUGAAUGCAGAGGACAAUCAGCAUAACCCAAUUUCAGAGGCUCCUGACGAACCUGAAACUAGGCGUGAAUCUUGUAAUACUGGAGUAUCUGACAGUAAUCCUGGAGUGGGCUUUUUGGAUGCAGAGAGCAGCAAAGUGGUACCUGAAUCACGGGCAUGGAGACCUGAUGAUGCUUUCCGUCCUCCGACUCUGCCGACUCUCUCCAAGCAGCACAGUUGUUCAACGAAAUCAGAAUGGCAUUGUGGCCGUGGAGCCAUCACGUGGGCAUGGCAAAGCAUCAUGUCCCAACCUUCUUCAUGUCCUAUCUGCUAUGAGGAUUUAGACGUUACAGACUCCAGCUUUCUGCCAUGUUCAUGUGGAUUUCGGCUUUGCCUUUUCUGUCACAAAAGAAUUGUUGAGGCAGAUGGGCGAUGCCCAGGCUGCAGAAAGCAGUAUGAUCAUAUAAAUGUUGAUAUGUGCUUCAGUGAAGGGGUCACUCCUUUCCGAGUUCCUUGUUCUCGCAGCAUGAGUACUAGGUCUUAGAAAGGUGGUUUCUGCUCUUUGAAAUAUCAUGUAUAUGCUCUCUCUCUCUCUCAUGUGGUAGUCAUGUUCUUCUGAUUCUAGAACUUCAGUUUCCAUUGAGGAAGAGAGUAUAUUGAUAGGGUUUCAAAACAUUCCAACUUUCCAAGUACUGAACUGGACUUUAUGUAGUCACUCUUACCCGAGUGCUGUUCUGCGCAUGUAGAUGUCAGAAAUAUAAGCGCUUACGUUAAAUACAUGGGGUGGUAUAGACUUUGACUUGAGAAUAUAAAACGAAGUACAGUUGUUUUGCCCCA
Messenger RNA from Alnus glutinosa, 1430 nucleotides. RefSeq lists its product as uncharacterized. NCBI's taxonomy places the organism in Eukaryota, Viridiplantae, Streptophyta, Magnoliopsida, Fagales, Betulaceae. Gene Ontology annotation, cellular component: CCR4-NOT complex. Gene Ontology annotation, biological process: protein ubiquitination. The transcript is spliced from 3 exons. The record is from RefSeq and is a predicted model, not a curated record. Gene Ontology annotation, molecular function: ubiquitin-protein transferase activity. Bases 151 to 1137 code for a protein of 328 amino acids.